Chara braunii is the source of this 2342-nucleotide messenger RNA. NCBI's taxonomy places the organism in Eukaryota, Viridiplantae, Streptophyta, Charophyceae, Charales, Characeae. The record is from the annotation of a GenBank genome assembly.
GACACUAGUGUAGAGGAAUUGAGAGGGGGGUGUGUUCUUUUCAUCUCAAGAGCCCGGCCGCUCAGAUUGGAAACUGCAGAUGGACGCUGCCCCUGAGGCAGAAAAACCGCUGUAUCAGUUCUUCUAUGAGAAAGCCUUGAAGAGGGAGGAGGAAAAGAAAGAGAGAGAGAGAAGGGAUAAGGUGCAGGCUCACGAGGCCGUCCUUAGCACCGUGUCCGCUCUGACUGAUGAGGAGGUGGAAGAGAAAACGGUUCCCCUCCUCAGAGCCUUAGCAGGGGUCCGGGUUGCUGAGGACCAUACUGACCAAUUCGCACAGGUGUUUAAGCAACUCAAGGAGUUGCGCGAAGACAUGGCCAAGAUGGCGCAGCAGCACCGCGAUCAGCUGCAACAGUUUUCCAAUUCGCAGCAGGCUCAAAUCGUCUCUCCACUCACCUACCCUGCUUCUAAUGCUGCUUGUCAGUCCAGUUUUGCCCCUUUGACUAUGUCUACUUCUUCUCCUUCUACUUCUUCGUCUUCUUUGAGUGUGGUUAACAGCCAAAGCGGAUCUGCAGCAAGUCUAGACCCCGCUGCUACUGCAGCGGCAAGUGGUGGUGCAGGGACUUCUGGAACUGUUGCAGUCCUGAGUCCGGACCCAACAAUGGUUGGACCAGGCGGCAGCUUUGCUUACAUCGACAGGAAGGCGGCGCAGAUUCCGCCCAAGUAUGACGGAAAGGACAACGUCGAGUCUUGGAUUAGCUCUAUGCGGUCCUACUUUGAUGUAUUGGGGACACCCCCGUCCACUCAGUCGUCUAUCCUGGGGACCAAUAUGGAGCCCGUCGUGCGGGGUUUUCUGGAAACCCAAACUGUCCAAUCAGGCUACAAGAGAAUAGACCUGAACAAAUGGCCGAAGGCUACGCCUACUACCGCACUUGAGGAUCUCUUGAUCAAACAAUAUGCUGAUCCACAUGCUGCAGCUAAAGCAAGACUCAAGCUUGACAAGCUCAAGCACAACAAGUGGACCGGCAUCAUGCACAGCCUGCAACAGUAUGUUAGUAAGCUCUUUGCUACUCCGGGUUUGGAGAUGACUACGCAGUCCUGUCUGGAUGUGAUAAAAGGUACGGUCCCCUCUACUCUAAAAGAUCGCCUAGGGCUCGGGCUCAGCGGAUAUACAGAUUGGCUUACCCUCAUGCGAGACUUAGUCAAGCUGGAGGCACAAGACCUCYCGGGUGGAUCRAGYGGCAAAAAGGCCACCAGCCGCAAACGGUUUCCAGGCAGCAACCGUUUUGCAGCACAUGAUCUGCUUGAGGCUGACGAGGAGACCCUCGUGGAUGAAUCUUCUCUUGAUGACGAUCAAGAGCAAGACUGCGGGGUUUCUUGCUCUUUGUCCGCCCAUGAGUCUGAGUACGUAAAUGACGAAGAAUCUAUGAAUGCCUUUAAAAAGACUAUCUUUAAAAGUGGGUGCAAGGUCUUCAACAAGAUCGACCUCAAAUCUGGUUAUCACCAGAUUGAAGUCGAACCUGCCGACCAGCACAAAACUGCAUUCAAAACUCGCGAUGGGUUGUACGAGUUUACAGUUAUGCUCUUCGGUCUCACCAAUGCACCAGCCACCUUCCAAAGUCUCAUGGACAAAGUGUUUCGCAAUCAGAUCAACCGAUUUGUUGUUGUAUAUCUGGAUGACAUUCUUAUCUUCAGCAAAUCAAUGGAGGAGCACAUGAGACACCUUGAGGAAGUGAUGCAGAUCCUCAAGGACGCGCAACUCCAUCUCAACUUGGAGAAAUCUGAGUUUGGGAGGGACAGCGUCAUCUACCUUGGACAUCGGUUGUCUGCCGCAGGCCUAGAGCCCGAGGCAACCAAGGUUGAGGUCAUCCAAAAGUGGCCCCAACCUGCGAAUGUCCGCGAGUUGCGUUCUUUUCUUGGUCUUGCGUCGUACUACCGUAAGUUUGUGCCUAAAUUUUCUAUCAUUGCCCGUCCAUUAUCUAGACUAACCAGCAAGAAUGUGUCAUACACAUGGGAUGAGGAGUGCACGACAGCCUUCGAAGCAUUAAAGGAGGCUUUGGUGAGUCAUCCGGUGCUCCGCAUUGCAGAUCCCAAGCUUACAUUCGUAGUAACUACGGAUGCAAGUUUGUAUGGAAUUGGUGCAGUGCUGCAGCAAGAUGAUGGUGAUGGUUUACGUCCGUUGGAAUACUACAGCAAACGCAUGCCCAGCCACAAGGUAGCUGCCUCCACUUACAUGAGAGAGCUCUAUGCCUUGAGAGAGGCACUAGACCAUUGAAAACACUACCUCUUGGGUCGCCAUUUCAAAGUGUUCUCGGAUCAUGAGACUUUGAAGUGGAUUCAGACACAGAUAAACCCAUCAACUACGC